Messenger RNA from Cladophialophora psammophila CBS 110553, 1656 nucleotides. RefSeq lists its product as uncharacterized. Gene Ontology annotation, cellular component: nucleus. Bases 1 to 1656 code for a protein of 551 amino acids. The record is from RefSeq and is a predicted model, not a curated record. Gene Ontology annotation, biological process: regulation of transcription by RNA polymerase II. The transcript has a single exon. NCBI's taxonomy places the organism in Eukaryota, Fungi, Ascomycota, Eurotiomycetes, Chaetothyriales, Herpotrichiellaceae.
AUGCGGGUCGAGUCCGACGACGACGAGCUUGACAAGGACUAUGAUAUGCUCGAUUCCGACCUUGACGACGAUCUUAAGAAGCCGAUUGACGACACUCCAGCUUCAACUCCCUCCUCAGGUCCUCCCUUAGGCGCUCUCCAUCGCUGUCGCCAGAAAACGCUAAAAUGCCGUUACCCUGGCUGCGACAAAGCAUUCGACCGCAAGGUGAGGCUUGAGGAGCACAUCCGAUCCCACACGAAUGAGCGCCCCUUCCAGUGCCCGCAUCCUCCCUGCACGAAAGCUUUCUUCCGUGACAGCCACCUGAAACACCAUGUCAAAAGUCAACAUAGCAACAUCAGGGAUUACCAUUGUUCAUGGGAAGGAUGCGAUUCCAGUUUCACGACGGGAACAAGACUACGACGUCAUCUAGAGACCCAUGAAGCAAAGGAGAGAUUCAGAUGUCGCGGAUAUCCUGGUUGCGACCAGACUUUCCGCAAACAAGAGACUUUGGAUCGGCACAUAUUGUCUGUUCAUCAAAACAUCAAACCCUUUCCUUGCAAAGAGCUAGAUCCAAUAACCGGUGUCCCAUGCAAGAAAGCCUACGACACGGCGGAGAACUUGCGCUCUCAUGUGCGCGCCAAGCAUGACACUUCACGGUUUUCUUGCUCUGACUGCAUGGCUCAGAAUGCAGCUAUUCUUGCUAACCCCGAUGAUGGGAGGGAACUUGCUCAGGCAUCCUUUGCAACAUAUGGAGAGCUCCAGGCUCACCUCACCAUUGUCCACCCGCCAACUUGUCAGUAUUGCCCAACCUCAUUCACUACCAACAAAGAAUUGACCCGCCACCUUGAAAUCCAACAUGGGAUUCUACCAGAGAAAAAAUCAGAAGAUCUCGCUGUCUUUACAUGUACCACCGAAGGAUGCGGUAAAAAAUUCACGAAGAAAGGGAACCUGAAUGUCCACAUCAAAACCGUCCAUGAGAACAAGCGUGAUUUCGUGUGCGGCAAGACCGAAAUAUCUCUUCCUGAAGAAAUCGCAGACCAGCAAGAUAUCGUGAUCCAUGGCUGCAAUCGCAGCUUCACUAGCAAAGCUAGUCUUGAAGAACAUGUUCGUACUGCGCAUCUGGGACUGGAAUCAAAGCGAGUGCUUCGAGAGAAGAAGCGCAAGGCCGACCGUCACAGCGACGAUGAACACGAUCCUGGUGCAGUAGAUACGCGGCUUAAGAAGCAGCGCAAGCCCCGCUCUGACAAAGGCAUCAAGCGAGCUUCUGCUAUGGCUAGUCUUACUGGUGUCACCGCUGCUCCUGCAGAUUCUGUUGUUGACCCAACGCUACCAGAACGAAAUCAACAUGAAUUCGUCAAUAUUCAUCCAAUGAUGGUGGAGGAAAAUGAAGAGACAGGUGUUAAGAACACGCUCCUCUCCGGCUCCAUGGUCAUCUGUGAUGACCGCAUCUGGCAUCAUGGCACAUCCUACCACUACCCGUCUGGAGAAUAUCCGACCCGUCUUUCGAGAGAUCUCGCUCGGGCAAGGGUUCAAGAUGAUACCCCGUUUGACGACUUUGUUCAUGACGAAGGCUUGGGCGUGGAGGGUGCUUAUGACGAAAGCGACCUGCAUUUCUUUGGCCAGUUUGAGCAAGAGACGGAAGUAAUGCAGGUCAGAUAUGAUUACCCUGCGCUAUGA